Seminavis robusta is the source of this 351-nucleotide messenger RNA. The record is from the annotation of a GenBank genome assembly. NCBI's taxonomy places the organism in Eukaryota, Bacillariophyta, Bacillariophyceae, Naviculales, Naviculaceae.
AUGGCAAAGAACAAGAAAAGCGGCAAAAAGUCCAACAAGAAGCAGCAACAGACGCAGGCACCACCAGCUCAGCCCGAGAUGCACCAAGAAGCCUUGACCAACACCAACACGGACAAGACCUGUCUGGAUACCAAGAAGCCCUUCUUUUUCCGAUAUUUUUAUCAGUACAAUUUGUGGACGGGAUUGUACAUGUUGAAUCCCUCAGAACGAGCCGGAUUCAAUUUCUUUGGGUUGCUCUUUACUUCUUGCGUCAUCAUGUACAUGUACGACUUUUUCAAUGGAUUCCGAGACGGAUUCAACCAAUCUGCGGCGAUGGAAGGAGGAGCAGAAGAAGCUUUGAUGAUGAGCUAG